UGACAAAUCAAAUUAUGAAGCUUUAUUGGCUAAUGAAAAUGUCAUAAAAUAUUUGUAUCAAGAAAAACCAUUAGUAGACAAGAAGUUUGAAGAUAAAACCAGAUUUAUAAUAUCUAAACCUGAAGAAAAAGAAGGAAGAUCUGAAAUAGCUUAUGCGUUAUCUAGUAAAUACUGGAAUAAAGGAAUUGGGCAAUCAGUAUUGAGUAAAAUAGUUGAAGUGUGGGGUCCAGAAGUAUGUAAAGAAUUAGAACAAUUUAGAGCUACAGUUAGGCCUAUAAAUAUCAGUUCUUGGAAUAUUCUUGAGAAAGCUGGCUUUGAACCAGUACAAGCAGAUAUUUCAAUUAAUUUUGAAGAUAAAGAAGAUAAAAGCUAG
Molecule: messenger RNA, 373 nt
Organism: Racocetra persica
Lineage: Eukaryota; Fungi; Glomeromycota; Glomeromycetes; Diversisporales; Gigasporaceae
Source: the annotation of a GenBank genome assembly